Messenger RNA from Linderina pennispora, 288 nucleotides. RefSeq lists its product as uncharacterized. Gene Ontology annotation, cellular component: precatalytic spliceosome; U6 snRNP; U4/U6 x U5 tri-snRNP complex. Gene Ontology annotation, molecular function: RNA binding. Gene Ontology annotation, biological process: mRNA splicing, via spliceosome. The transcript has a single exon. Bases 1 to 288 code for a protein of 95 amino acids. Lineage: Eukaryota; Fungi; Kickxellomycota; Kickxellomycetes; Kickxellales; Kickxellaceae. The record is from RefSeq and is a predicted model, not a curated record.
AUGUCGCAAUUAAUGUCGUAUGUGGACCGCCGCGUAUCGGUCAUUAUGAAUGACGGCCGGCUGGUGGUGGGCACGCUGCGGGGCUUGGAUCAGAUGACAAACAUCAUCAUGCAGGCAUGCCAGGAGCGCAUAUUUUCGGAGGACGACGGCGUCGAGGUCGUCAAUCUCGGCCUGUACUUGAUCCGCGGCGACAAUAUCGCAGUAGUGGGUCUGAUUGAUGAAGAGGCGGACAAGGAGCUGGAUCUGGACGCGCUACGGGGAGAACCGCUGACACCGCUGACCCACUGA